CACUCGAAGACAAGCUCCCGCUGCCGUCCAUCGGCCACCAAAUCUCUCGCCCUUCUUCUACAUCGACGAUUGCCUCGUACACGCGCCAGCGGCUCGGGAGCCAUGCUUCGAUUCAGCUGCCUGCCCUCUCGACACUUGCGUCCGUAGUGAGCCAGGAAGCGAACGAAGCCCAACCCGGCUCCAGCGAGGGAACACCACCGAAGAUGGCAUCGCCACCGCUGCCGCCGCCUGCAAGCAAUCCUCCCAAAGCCCUCAGCAUGACCUACGCCACCGCUGCACUCGCAACCGCCGGCGGUCAGCCCAAUUCUCCUCCCGUCUGCCAAAACUGCGCAACGAGCACCACUCCGCUGUGGCGCCGCGAUGAGUCUGGCUCUGUCCUGUGCAAUGCUUGUGGUCUCUUCCUGAAGCUCCACGGCCGGCCCCGCCCCAUCUCCCUGAAGACCGAUGUCAUCAAGAGCCGCAACCGUGUCAAGACCGGCGGUGCAGGCAGCCGUAAGAAGGCUGGCGAAACCAAUGGCCUCCCCGCUGCCCAUCCCGCCUCUCAUCACCCCGAUCCCGACCCCUCGCUGGCCGUGGGCCUUGUUCAGCGCCGCCGCACAUCGGGAAAGAUCUCUUCCGGACUGUCGGAACGCUCACAGUCGCCCAUUUCGCGCACGGGAACUCCGUCCUUCGCUCACCAGUCCAACAUUGCCCCUCAGCAUAUGUUUGAUGGUGCCCUGCACCCAGAUGCCUUCCAUUCUCCCUCUCUACCCUCCGCCUUCCCCCUACGCCAACCGUCCCCUAGUGCGGCAUCCUCCGUGAAUGGCUCUCAUCUUGAUCCUCCCCUGGCCUACGAUGCUCUGAUGUCACAAAAUACCCAUCUCAAGACCCGAGUCAACGAGCUGGAAGUCAUCAACGAACUGUUCCGCGGGCGCGUCUCGGAACUGGAGAAUAGUGAGAGCCGCUUGAAGGCUGAACUAGAUGAGAUGCGCCAACGGGAAGCCGACCUGAAAAGGAAACUGGACGAAUUCGAAGCCGAGGGUCCACGUCACAAGAAGAUGCGGCUUAGCGAUCUCGUCGAUGAGAGCCGUGCAGGCACCCCCAUCAGCUCCAUGGGGGAGUAGGGCUUGCGCUCUGUCUACCGGUACCGUCACCUGUUCCACGAUAUGUAAUGCCUCUGUGCAAGAAGGGUCCCACUGCUGCUUUGGUCAGCGGUGAGGUGCCGGUCCCCUGUUUCUCUUCGUUCUCUCAUUCUACAAUUUACGCUCGUCUGCCCUCUUUUUGCGCUCGCAGAGGCUCCCAGUGAGCUUCUUACUUCCCCACUACCCACAUCCUUAAUGUUUUGAAUCACUUUCUCUUCCUUCUCGACCUGUGAAACAGGUUGCCUCU
Westerdykella ornata is the source of this 1368-nucleotide messenger RNA. RefSeq lists its product as uncharacterized. The record is from RefSeq and is a predicted model, not a curated record. Gene Ontology annotation, biological process: positive regulation of transcription by RNA polymerase II; negative regulation of transcription by RNA polymerase II. Gene Ontology annotation, molecular function: DNA-binding transcription factor activity, RNA polymerase II-specific; zinc ion binding; RNA polymerase II cis-regulatory region sequence-specific DNA binding. Lineage: Eukaryota; Fungi; Ascomycota; Dothideomycetes; Pleosporales; Sporormiaceae. The coding region runs from base 204 to 1103 and encodes 299 amino acids. The transcript is spliced from 4 exons.